AUGGGUGCAAUGACUGCCACAAAGUUCCGAGAAUGGUGUGACAAAUGGAAGGAAAACUUCAGACACUACCACUUUGUUAAGAAUGCAGACGGCUAUUCCUCAUCAUUAUUUGACUUUACUUGCAAGUACAAGGGCAAAUAUAAGGUCAUUUUCGAUAAAGUGACCGAUACUCUGCAUAUUGUAUUGCCCAAAGAUGAUUACUAUCACAGAGGCCUGAACGCUCAGAAAGCCAUCAGAAAGGAGCUUGAAAGAGCCAUGGCUAAAGGAAUGCCCCGCUAUUGGGUGAAGGAUGAGGCGAGACACCGAGACAUAGAAGCACGUUUUACACGCGAGGUGGAAGCGCAUUAUGAAGAGGAAGAGGCCAAGGAACAAAAUGGGGGAAAUUAUGAAAGGCGCAAGGGUGGUCUAAACAAAGAAGACAAAGAUUUAAUUCUCAGCUUGAAUAGCUGA
Molecule: messenger RNA, 450 nt
Organism: Fusarium subglutinans
Lineage: Eukaryota; Fungi; Ascomycota; Sordariomycetes; Hypocreales; Nectriaceae
Exons: 1
Coding region: 1-450 (149 amino acids)
Source: RefSeq, a predicted model, not a curated record